AUGGAUUGGAGCUUGUGCUUUCAUAAGAUCUGUUUGCUCUUGCUCCCGGUGUUGGCGUUGGUGCUCACGAAUGGAGUCUUUGACGUGAGGAGCUUCGGCGCCGCCGCUGACGGGAAGACCGACGAUAGCAAGGCAUUUCUUGAUGCGUGGAACCAAGCGUGUCAAUACAAAGGAGGAGUUCGGAGGAGAUUGUUCGUCCCGCGAGGGAAGUACAUGGUUUGGCCGGUGGUGUUCAGGGGGCCAUGCACUGGCCCCAUCGAGCUCAUGGUCAAAGGGGUGGUCAAAGCGCCCGUUGACAAGUCAACGUUCUCGUUAGACCAUUGGAUCACCUUCCAGUACGUCAGCGGAUUGUUGAUCAAUGGCGGUGUUACGUUUGAUGGCCAGGGGCCUUAUGCUUGGCCUGAGAACGAAUGUGCUUGCAAGUCUCUUCCAGUGGUAAGUCCUCUCCUACUUUGCUCAAUUAGUUCGGUCAACAGCAAGAACUUCCACUUUAACAUCUUCAAGUGCGACAAUCUUGAGUUUUGGCGCGUCCGGAUAAUCACCCCCGACGAGAGCCCCAACAGGGAUGGGAUCCACAUGGGCAACUCGUCCCGCAUUAGGAUUGCCGACUCUGUGAUCGCGACAGGGGACGACUGCGUCUCGAUUGGGCCGGGGUCCAAAGAUGUUGAGAUCGUCGGCGUCCAUUGCGGGCCGGGUCACGGGCUUAGCGUGGGGAGUCUCGGGACGUACCCGAACGAGGCGGACGUGACCGGUCUCUCCAUGAGGGGUUGCACUAUGGUUGGGACUCAGAAUGGUUUGAGGAUCAAGACUUGGGCUUCUGAGCUCAAAAGCAAUGUCUACAAUAUCUCGUUUUCUGACAUUACCAUGAAGAAUGUGCAAAAUCCCAUUAUCAUUGACCAAGAGUACUGUCCCCGUGGUGGUUGUUCUAACCAGCUGGGGUCGCAUGUUCAGAUCAAGGACGUUUCGUUCAUGAAGAUCCGGGGCACUUCGGCUUCGCAUUUGGCAGUCAACCUCGCAUGCAGCCCGAUCUUCCCUUGCCAGAACAUCAAUCUUGAAGACGUCGACUUGGCAUACACCGGCCGGGAAGGGCCUGCAGAAUCGCACUGUGCUCAUGUGAAUGGCGACGCCGGUGGCGUACAAAGGCCAUCCUCUUGCAUUUAG
This is a messenger RNA of Rhodamnia argentea, 1161 nucleotides long. RefSeq names its product exopolygalacturonase-like. Bases 1 to 1161 code for a protein of 386 amino acids. Gene Ontology annotation, biological process: carbohydrate metabolic process. The transcript is spliced from 3 exons. Gene Ontology annotation, molecular function: polygalacturonase activity. The record is from RefSeq and is a predicted model, not a curated record. Lineage: Eukaryota; Viridiplantae; Streptophyta; Magnoliopsida; Myrtales; Myrtaceae.